AUGCUAGAAGAAGCGUCGGUAACGACAAGUUACAUGGUAUUACUGAAACUCAAAUCGUUGAUAAAUCCGGAUUUCAAUGUACAGUUAAAGGCAUACGUGUUACCAAAAAUCACAACGAAUCUCCCUGCACGCAAGGUGGACGCGUCGGAAUGGCCACAUUUAGAGAAUUUGGUUCUGGCUGACCCCGGUUACGGCACACCAAGUAAAGUUGAUAUUUUAUUGGGAGCAGCGGUAUAUGCCCAGAUACUGCAGGAGGGUGUAAAGAAGGGUCCUAUUGGAACUCCAAUAGCACAGUGUACUAGUUUAGGAUGGAUUUUGUCUGGAGGCUCAGCAGAUCAUAACGAAAGGAAAAUUGUAUUACAUGCACAAGUGGAUACGGACAACGAAAUAAUAAAACAGUUUUGGGAGAUGGAAUCAGAACCUUUAUUAACCUCAAAAAAGAUGUUGACGACCGAAGAGCAGCGAUGUGAAGACAUCUUUUCAGCAACGACUACACGGGACAACCUUGGCAGAUAUGUGGUUAAAUUACCAUUUCGUGAUGAGAAUCCAGCCUGUAAAGAAGGAAAUUCAAGAGAAAUUGCUAUUAAGAGGUUAAAGUCACUGGAAAGGAAAUUUGCUAAAGACAAUAAUUUAAAAGAGAAGUAUACAGCAGUUGUGAAAGAAUACUUACAGUUGGACCACAUGAUGUUAGUUCCUGCGGCUAGAGAAAGUGAAAAACAGUGCGUGUAUUUACCCCACCACGCUGUCAUCAGGGAGGACAAGUCAACUAGCAAGGUCCGGGUGGUCUUCGACGCGUCCUGCAAAAAUGAGAAAGGUAUAUCCUUAAACGAUAGUUUAAUGAUUGGACCUACGCUACAGCCGGAGUUGCGUCAUCUCAUUAUGCAAUGGAGAAUACAUCCCGUAUGUCUGAUUGCAGACAUCGUGAAGAUGUAUCGCAUGGUAAGAGUGACUGAUCAGGACGCUGACUAUCAACGCAUUGUAUGGAGAGAUAAUCAAACCGAAGAAAUACAAGAUUAUAAGUUGCUAACAGUUACGUUUGGAACAGCGUCAGCACCAUAUCUUGCCGUUAAAGCACUUAAUCAGGUCGCCAUUGACCAUGCGAGCGAGCAUCCAAUGGCAGCAAAGAGAGUUGCUGAUAGUUUUUAUAUGGAUGACUUAAUGACAGGAUGUGAAACCAUAGAAGAGGGUAUAGAACUUUAUAAAGAAAUGAAGGCUCUACUUAAGAAAGGAGGUUUUAUUUUGCAAAAGUGGGCAAGUAAUAAGGAAGAUGUACAGAGAACUAUAGAUUUAUAUGAGAAGGGAGAAAGAGUGCUGGAAAGGGAAGAAAAGAAUCUGGAAUUAAAACAAGGUAAUAUAGUAAAGAUUUUAGGACUUACCUGGAAUAAAACGAAGGAUGAGUUUCAGUACUCAGUCACGCUGCCUCCUGUAUCUGCUCCUGUAACAAAAGGAAGAUUGUAUCAGACGUCGCACGACUUUUCGAUCCUUUGGGUUGGAUCGCCCCAUGUGUUAUAA
Messenger RNA from Cydia pomonella (codling moth), 1512 nucleotides. RefSeq lists its product as uncharacterized. Bases 1 to 1512 code for a protein of 503 amino acids. The record is from RefSeq and is a predicted model, not a curated record. The transcript has a single exon. Lineage: Eukaryota; Metazoa; Arthropoda; Insecta; Lepidoptera; Tortricidae.